Molecule: messenger RNA, 4261 nt
Organism: Dufourea novaeangliae
Lineage: Eukaryota; Metazoa; Arthropoda; Insecta; Hymenoptera; Halictidae
Product: insulin-like peptide receptor
Exons: 6
Coding region: 29-4261 (1410 amino acids)
Biological process (GO): positive regulation of MAPK cascade; positive regulation of kinase activity; protein phosphorylation
Cellular component (GO): insulin receptor complex; axon
Molecular function (GO): ATP binding; insulin receptor substrate binding; insulin receptor activity
Source: RefSeq, a predicted model, not a curated record
UAGGACACAGUGUCGAUGAGACAAGGAGAUGAGGAUGAGGUGGUCGUUGCUGUUCGUCGUGUGCCUAGGCGUCGCGGCCCGGUUGGCCGGUUGCCAGGACACCAGCUGGCCCAACACGUUCGAGAGCUACCGCAGCGAGGAUCGGGCCGCUAACGGCAAAUACGAUCCUUAUUACGCGGUGGACAGGAAGUACGACGCGGAAGGAUACCAUCGGGGACGGGAGCUGGUCGCGCCCGGUGACCCGGAGUUUUACGAUCGGAUCGUUAACUACAGGAGCAACAGGGCCAUCGAUGCUGCUAGAUCAACGGACGACAACACGAAGGUGAACCAACAACCGGGCCAAUUAACAAACCUCCCGAAACCGAGCACGAAGCUGCCAACAAGACGGCGAUUUAAAAACGUGACGAUCGGGGACGGGAUUUGCAUGAGCAUCGACAUCAGGAACACCGCGAUGAAUUUCGGGAUUAUGAAGGGCUGUCGCGUGAUAGAGGGUUUCCUGCAGGUGGUGCUGAUCGAGAACAAUUCCGAGGCAGAUUUCCAGAACAUCCAGUUCCCGGAAUUGCGCGAGAUCACCGGGUACCUUCUGUUGUAUCGCGUGAACGGCCUGAAGAGUCUCGGCAACCUAUUCCCGAAUCUGGAGGUGAUACGAGGGAACAUUCUGCUCACUGACUACGCGUUCAUGGUGUACGAGGUGCAAAAUCUCCAAGAGAUAGGCCUGAGGAAGCUCACGGAGAUUUCGAGGGGCAGCGUUCGAAUCGAGAAGAACCCGUCGUUGUGCUACACCAACAACCUGAACUGGGACCUGAUCGUUUCCGCGGGAGAGAAUGUUAUCAAAGACAACAGGGAGGAGUCCUCUUGUCCCGGAUGUUCUCACUGCCCGCAAGGCUUCUGCUGGACCUCCCAGCACUGUCAGAGAAUGGAAAAGCUAAAAUGCCACGACCAGUGUCUCGGCGAGUGUCGCGGCCCAUCCGAGAGCGACUGUUACGUGUGCAAGCAUUAUCGUCACGACGGGAAAUGCGUGGAAAAGUGCCCCAGUCAUCUAUACGCCCAUCUCUCCAGACGAUGUAUCACCAAAGAAGAGUGCGGGAAGAUGAAUCGUCUGAGGAGGGUGUACAUGCUGGAGGAAGGACAGGCUUGGAGGCCGUUCAAUGGAUCGUGCAUGACUCAAUGUCCCGAGGGCUAUGAGGACGCUCUCGAUCAGAACAACACGACCACGUGUCGAGUCUGCGAGAGCCUCUGCCGAAAAGUGAACCAUGGAUCCCUGAUACGUCACAUCUCCGACGCCCAAAUAUACCGUGGCACCACGGUGGUGAGAGGCGCGCUGGAAUUUCAGAUACGGAACGGGAAUCCUAACAUAAUGAACGAGCUGACCGACGCGUUCGGCCAGAUCGAGGAGAUCACCGAGUACCUGAAGAUCACCCAUUCAUUCCCGAUCACGUCGUUGAGCUUCUUCAAGAAGCUGAAGAUGAUCAAAGGGGAGAAACUGGAUAUAAACAACGCGAGUCUCGCAGUGCUGGACAAUCCGAAUCUGUCGAAUCUGUUCCCACCGGAGCAACAGGUCCGUAUCGAGAACGGUCGAUUGUUCUUCCAUUAUAAUCCGAAGCUGUGCCUCUCGAAGAUCGUACAGUUCAGCAAAAUGGUGAACAUCACGAACUUCACCGACAUGGAAGUGCAACCGGAAUCGAACGGCGAGAAAGUCGCGUGCAAUAUCGUCAACAUAAACAUCACCGUCCGACAUCUCGGGCCAGAUUACGCGGAUCUGGUGUGGGACAGUUACAAACCGCCCGAGGGACAACAAUUGCUCAGCUAUCUGUUGAACUACAUCGAGACAGAGAACGAGAACAUCAGCUACGAGUCGAACGCAUGCGGCGGCAACAACACCUGGCAGAUACUCGACGUCGAUAUACCCAAAUGGAACAACACCGUGUCGAAACACAUCACCAAUCUGAAACCGUAUACCAAGUACGCGGUGUUCGUGAAAACCUUCAACGCGAGGAACACGAAAGUGAACCCUGUCGGUCAGUCCGAGAUCAUCUUCUUCAGGACAAAGAGCACCAUACCCUCACCACCGAUGAACGUGAUGUCGACUUCACUCAGUGACUCGGAGAUAUCGGUCAAAUGGGAAACGCCGAUGUAUCCGAACGGUCCAAUAGGGUACUACAUGAUCUCCAGCACCGUGAUCCCGGAAGAGGAAGAUUUGAUUUCCUAUCGGGAUUACUGCAACAACACAUUGGAGAACGAUUUCGAGACCGAGGACGUGAUCCCAGAAGUGACCAUCAAGACACCAGUCAUGAACGCUGUCUCUUGUUGCACGAAGGACAGGCAACACGUCGACGUCAUCACGUCGAAAAAGUUCGAGAUAUUCUGUCACGAGAACACGACCAUCAGUUACAUAUCGCCCGGCUGGAAGGAUUAUUGCGUGUACAAUAGUUACAAUACCAUCGACAACAAGUUCUACGAAAUGACGAACAAUCUGUCCUCGUUUCAGCCCGAGAAAGAAUCUCCGAAAAACGAUCGUACGAACGCGGUGGUGGGGUACACGAACGAAGCAGCGAUGACGUACAACAUCAGUGGCUCGAACAAUUCGUUUGUGAUAAAACAUCUUCGACACUUUUCACGAUACACCGUGUCCAUCGCUGCGUGCGGAAUCAAGAUGAACAACGCGCACAUGUGUUCGUCCAUUCGAUACACGAACACCAGGACAAAGAGACAGGAGCACGCGGACGACGUGCGGAACGUGAAAGUUCGCGUCACGAACAACACCAUAGUGGAAGUGUUCUGGGACCUGGUCAAGGAUCCUAACGCUCUGACAGUUUCGUACAGCAUCGAGUACACGAACAUGGACGUGAAAGACGCGAAGAAGAGCACUGAGUGUAUCCCGCAGACGGGACGUCGCGAGAAGUACAACAGUUUCUUCAUCAGAAACCUGAGCCCCGGCAAGUACAGUCUACGGAUGAGGUCCACAUCGUUGGCUGGCGACGGUCUUUUCUCCGACGUUGUUUAUUUCUCCAUAAACGUGUCGAGCAACGGCCCGAUCACGUUGAUCUCGUUGUUGACCCUGGGCGUUAUGUCCACGAUCCUGAUCGUGAUGUUCUUCUUCCUGAGGAGCCAGCAGAAGAGAAAGAAGCAGGAACGACUGAUAGCAAGCGUGAAUCCCGAUUACAUCGAGACCAAAUACGUGAUCGACGAGUGGGAGGUGCCCAAGGAGAACGUCGAGAUCGUGGAGAAGCUGGGCUUGGGUAACUUCGGUAUGGUGUACCGUGGUGUGUACGACAAAACCACGCCCGUCGCGAUCAAGACUAUCUCGAAGACGGCCAGCCAGCGGGAGAAGAACGAAUUCCUGAACGAGGCGUCGGUGAUGAAGAACUUCUCCACGUAUCACAUCAUCAAGCUUCUGGGCGUGGUGUCCGUUGAGAAUCCUCCCUUCGUGAUCAUGGAAUUGAUGGAGAACGGCGAUCUGAAGACUUAUCUCCGUCGGAUUCGUGACCGAGAGGACUUGCUGCCGGACUCAUGCGGGAUCAUGAGAAUGGCCGCCGAGAUAGCCGACGGUAUGGCUUACUUGGAGUCCAAGAAGUACGUUCAUCGUGAUCUCGCCGCGAGGAAUUGCAUGGUCUCGAAGGAUGUGGUCUGUAAGAUCGGCGACUUCGGGAUGGCGAGGGACAUCUACGAGACCGAUUACUACAAAAUCGGCCGAAAAGGAUUGCUUCCGAUCAGAUGGAUGGCGCCCGAGAAUCUUUCCGACGGCGUGUUUACGUCCGACUCGGACGUAUGGUCGUUCGGUGUGGUUCUAUACGAGAUCCUGACUCUGGCGGAGUUACCGUACCAGGGUUUCUCGAACGAGGAGGUGCUCAGCCACGUGUUGCACAAAGGGACGCUGAACGUGCCGCGUAGCUGUCCCGAGAACAUUCACAAGAUCAUGGAGAAGUGUUUCAAGUGGCGACCCAGCGAUCGUCCCACGUUCAUGGAAAUCGUGGGCGAGCUCGAGCCCUGUCUCGGGCAGGAUUUCUGCGAAAAAUCGUUCUACCAUUCCGCGGACGGCCUGGAGAGUCGGAAAUCCGACCUGAAGAAGCCUUAUCAUCCAGCUGCGCCGAUCAGGUUCCAUUGGGGCAACGAGACUGCCCGAUGGGUCAAAGAAUUCGAGGACAACGUGACCCUGCUGGACCAGACCAAGGCCGGUACCAGCAGAGGGCGCAUCUUCAAGAACGGUUUCCAACAUUUCGGUAAUGUAACCAACUUGGAGAACAUACCUCUCGAUCGAUGA